AUUAUCAAAUGUUUCCUUUCAAUGUUGUGUGUACAAAUAUUUAAACCAUAAGUUAUUUUAUUAUUAUUUGUUUAUUUAACAGACGCCUUUAUCCAAGGCGACUUACAGAGACUAGGGUGUGUGAACUAUGCAUCAGCUGCAGAGUCACUUAUAAUUACGUCUCACCCGAAAGACGGAGCACAAGGGGGUUAAGUGACUUGCUCAGGGUCACACAAUGAGUCAGUGGCUGAGGUGGGAUUUGAACUGGGGCCUCCUGGUUACAAGGCCUUUUCUUUAACCACUGGACCACACAGCCUCCUAUAAGUAUGGAAUUUCUGGGUUUUUAUCACUUUUACUUUUUGUAUUAAGUAAAAAUCCUCUGCAUCCUGCUAGGUAACCAGAGAUGCACUGACAGUCUGCUAGAACUCCAUUUAAGCUUCAGGAACAAACAUAAUCCUUUACACCAGGGGUCCCCAAACUGUGGUCUGUGGGCCGUGACACAGGCCCGGGUGAGCCGCGGGAGCAAUGACAUUCUAUGUACAGUAUUUUUUUUCUAUUAGUGAAAAGCAGGUGCCGGGGAACAGCUGUAACUGUAGAAAAAUAAAGUGUAACAAGGAAGUAUUGGCGGACUGUCAAUCAAAUCAGAAAUUCACAAAUCAGAGCUAACAGAUUGCCUACCUGUAGGCGGGAUGUAGAGCGAGAGCUCUGACAGCAGUGUUAAGGUCAUGUGAUCACUCUGCUGGCAGAUGUAAAUAGUGUGCUCAGUAUUAAUAAAAUUACAAUAUGUCGAAUCCGCUACCAAAGAAUAUGAUUUGCAAAGUAUAAAGAACAAAAAAGGCAGCUACAGCAGUUUGAAUGCAUUUGUACUGUGGCCUCAGUUUUGAGGUGCUGGAAUGGGUUUUUUCUUUUGUAGAAACGCUUUCAUACUAACUUUUGUACUUGAUAAAAUUAAAUUGAUGCCUAUGCCGGUGAAUAUGUUUUUGUGACUAAUUAGCUAUUAACAUUUAAAAUAUUGAGUACUUUGAUGUACAGCUAUACAGCUUUGUCUGUACAGUACAGCCAUACACCUUGGUUUCAGUAUGAUGCCACUGUUUAGAUAAGGGACGUGCAAAUUGUGUCCUGAAGAGCCAUUUCAAUCAAUAUUUGGACAUUUUGUUAACCAAGUAGGCAUGCUUUUGGUACAACUUGCAUCGUGCAAUUGUAUCUUCAAUAUCUGUAGCACAGGAAGCUUUUUUCAAAAAGCUUUUUUUUCUGAUAGUUUGUCAAGAAAUGCUGGCAAAUUGUAUUUUCAGCAUGGGCUUUCAAGGUACAGCAACACCUGCUUAGUGGUAGUUUGAGUAUUGCAUAAGCGCAUCACAGGUAUUGCUCCACUGAAAUGAAAUUGAACAAUUGCUUUCUCAUUCUCUUGUGGGGUUGAGAAGAGCCUGUAAAAAAAAAAAGGGCUUAUUAGAAAUGAGCACAAAGGAUAAAUGAAUCCCGCUGAGUAUAUCCUGCUAUGUCAUAAAUACCCUUUAAAUCAUACCCUGUUGUAGCUGACCUUAUUUCAGUAUGCCGGUUUAACCUCUAGCACUCAAAUCCUUCCAUGUCGGUGAGUCUUUUCAUUUUAAACCGUAUUAUAAGGCUUUAUUUGUAAAAUGAUAAUGUGUUUUAUUUAAAUAAUGAGGGUCUUGUUUUUAAUAAAAAAAAAUUAUAAGAAUAAUAAAACAAUGUUUUGUAACUUCAUUCUUUUCACUCUUUGAAACAUAAUUUAUAAUACAAAUGUUUAUAAAACAUGUGAUAGCUGUGAAGAUUUAUUACUGUUUAUUAGAUUAACUAUGAUAUAUUUAUAUUUGAUCUAAUAAUUAACAUAUCAUAAACACAUCUACUGCAACAGUAUUUCUAAAAUGCAUUUACAUUAUGCAGCUGUAAUACUAAUAUGAUAACAGUACGUAGAUAUGAUUAGCUUUGAAUGUAAUCCAAUUACAUAUUUUUUACAGAAACCAGAAAUGUCAACAGGAAACAUCUCAGCUGUAAACACAGAGUUUAUUCUGAUUGGAUUUCCUGGACUAGAAGGCUACCAGCACUGGCUCACUAUUCCUUUCUCUGUUAUGUAUAUUCUAGCCAUUGUUGGGAAUAUUUUACUCAUUUGCAUUGUUAACCUUGAACCUAAUCUGCAUACACCUAUGUAUACUUUCCUUUGUGUGUUGGCAAUGGUAGAUAUUGGUUUAUGUACUUCUACAAUCCCUAAAAUGCUGCAGAUUUUCUGGCAAAAAGCCUGCAGUAUUUCUUUUGAAGGAUGCUUUAUUCAAAUGUUCUUCAUUCAUUUCCUAUCUUCAAUGGAAUCCUCAAUACUGGCAGUAAUGGCUUAUGACAGGUAUGUUGCAAUAUACAACCCCUUGCUUUACACAUCUAUAUUGACCAAAGCUAAAAUGGCUAAAAUUAUGGGGGUACUUUUUGCAAGAUGUUUUAUUUUAGCUGGACUUGUACCUGUUUUAGCAUCAAUGUUGCCUUACUGUUCAGCCAAUACUAUCCAACAUUGCUUUUGUGAUCAUAUGGCUGUUGCAAAGUUGGCCUGUAAAGAUAUCACAAUGAAUAGUUAUUAUGGUCUAGUUGUAGCCUUUGUGAUAGCAGGCACGGAUGUCACAUUUAUCAUAUUUACUUAUGUAAUGAUUCUUCGAGCUGUCUCAAAGCUUGGAUCAAAGGCAGCCCAGGUCAAGGCAUUUAACACCUGUGGCUCCCAUUUGUUUGUUAUAAUGUAUUUUUAUACAACUAUAUUGUUUACUUUUGUAACUUAUAGGUUUGGUAAAAAUGUUCCACCCCGAAUUCAUGUCAUGUUUGCUGUCUUAUAUCUUCUUGUGCCACCAAUGUUAAAUCCUAUAGUUUAUGGAGUGAGGACAAAGGAAAUUCGUCAAGGAUUUCGAAAACAUUUUUUAAGGAAAAACAUUAACCCAAAUAAUAAAUGAUUUUUUUUUUUUUUUUUAAUUACUUUAAAUAGACAGGUUGUUGGUUUUUGUUUUGUUUGUUAGAAUCACAAAUAAAUGAGUCAUUCAUUUUCACUUGGCAAAUAGAAAUGAUUUUAACCUGGCAUACCUGUCAAUUGAAUAAUCUGUCAAGAUGCUAGUAAUAAAAAACUGAACAGUUUACUGCAGCUAGGAGGCAAGAGGUAGUACUGGUAGAGUACUUAAUACAGAAGGCAACAGCUUGUAUAUUUAUAUAGUCUUGACAUUUUUGGUGUGUAUAAAAUGUAUAAAUAAUCCAUAUGUGAAAUGGAAAUGAUAUGUGUUUAAUAUUUUUUGUAUUACUAUCAUAUUUUUUUUAAA
Messenger RNA from Acipenser ruthenus (sterlet), 3278 nucleotides. RefSeq names its product olfactory receptor 52E4-like. The record is from RefSeq and is a predicted model, not a curated record. The transcript has a single exon. Bases 1914 to 2921 code for a protein of 335 amino acids. Gene Ontology annotation, cellular component: membrane. Gene Ontology annotation, biological process: G protein-coupled receptor signaling pathway. Gene Ontology annotation, molecular function: G protein-coupled receptor activity; olfactory receptor activity. NCBI's taxonomy places the organism in Eukaryota, Metazoa, Chordata, Actinopteri, Acipenseriformes, Acipenseridae.